UGGAUCAAGAAACUCCCCACGGCCCAGGGGAUAAAGGGAUGGUCGUAUACACCUAACAAGGAGCUCGUGCUGCCAGACCGGCUCGGAGUCUCAAUAUUAGAGCGCAUGCAUCGGUCUACUCACAUGGGGGCCCGAAAAUUAAAAGACUUAAUCCGACAUGCCGGAAUCAAGAUUCACCAACAGGACACCAAAAUAGAGCAAGUUGUAUCUGCCUGCAAGACCUGCCAACUCACCAAUGCGAGAGCCACGUCAAAUAAAAAAGGAACCAGGCUCAGAGGCACCAGACCGGAAGUCCAAUGGGAAGUCGACUUCACUGAAGUCAAACCAGGAAAGUAUGGUUAUAAAUAUCUUUUAGUAUUUACAGACACCUUCUCUGGCUGGGUGGAGGCAUACCCAACCAAGCAUGAAACGGCUCAGACGGUGGCUAAGAAGCUACUAGAAGACAUCUUACCCGGGUCUGGUUUUCCUGCCAUGGUAGGAUCAGACAAUGGACCAGCUUUUAUCUCGCAGGUAACACAGGCAGUAGCCAAGGCGGUGGGGGCAAACUGGAAAUUACCUUGUGCUUAUAGGCCCCAGAGCUCAGGACAGGUAGACAGAAUGAAUAGAACCCUAAAAGAGACCCUUACCAAAUUAACCAUGGAGACUGGCGGGGACUGGGUGACUCUCCUACCGUACGCCCUUUACUGGGUUAGAAACACUCCUUACACUCUGGGUUUUACUCCUUACGAGAUCAUGUUUGGCAGGCCACCCCUGUUAUUCCCAACCUUCGCUGAACUUCUUGCUGAGUUUAAAGAUCAAGAACUUUUUCUUUCCUUGAGUGGGCUCCAGAGGGCGCACGAGGACAUUUGGCUGCGCCUCCGUGCCAUCUACGAGGCUGGGCCGAUCCUGACACCUCAUCAAUACAGGCCGGGAGACUGGGUCUACGUCAAGAGGCACCACCGAGAGACUCUCGAGCCGCGCUGGAAGGGACCCUACGUCGUGGUGUUGACAACCCCCACCGCUCUCAAGGUAGACGGCAUCGCGACCUGGGUCCAUCACACCCACGCUCGGCCAGCGGACCCCUCCUCGAUCCGGAAGGACGUUGUCAUGCGAUGGGCCAUCAGUCGGGACCAACACAACCCGCUCAAGCUCAAGCUACAGCGCAUUCGACCCACCUAAUAUUGGUAACUCUGUUAACUCUGCCUGUCAUUGCUCAUGCUGCCGGGAGUCCCCACGCCCCCCAAAAUGUCACCUGGCAGAUCAUAGACACCAGCUCGGGGACAAUACUUAAUCAGACGUCCCAGAGCCACCCCAGGGACACUUGGUUCCCAGAACUUUGCGUACACCUCCAAACUCUGUUCCCCUUGUCACCAUAAAUGCAGCCGGUCCCAUGAUUGGGUCCCUAAGCUACAUGACAAGGGGGGAAUGAAAGGGCGGGCCUACACCGGCCGACUCCAUCUUGUUCUGUGUCCUUCACCUUGACCACACCUCCUCCCCUUGAGUAACCCCCCCCUCACCUGCCUAACAGGACUCGGACCCUUCCCCAGGACCCUUCCCCAGCCAAUCGGCUGAGGCCAUAGCCGUUACCUCACCAACUGCCCCUA
Molecule: messenger RNA, 1583 nt
Organism: Neofelis nebulosa (Clouded leopard)
Lineage: Eukaryota; Metazoa; Chordata; Mammalia; Carnivora; Felidae
Biological process (GO): DNA integration
Molecular function (GO): nucleic acid binding
Source: RefSeq, a predicted model, not a curated record